AAUCAGAGCCCAGAUAAACUCAUAAUUCCUGUGGUGCAAAGAAAAAAAAUCUUGCUGAUUUAAUGUAAAAGCAGAACCCCUAAAACCUUCUAGUUUUUUAUCAAGACGGAUCGAAGAAAAAAUACAGAUUAACAUGGAUUCUAUGGAACUUGAUGAAUGCGGCUAUUUAACAAAGAACUUAACGAUGCAGGGGCUCGUCACUGAAGUGAACUUUCAACAAAGACAAAAGUCAUCCAGAUGCAUCACUGUGUGUCUUGGUUUGCUGUGCGCUGUCCUACUGGCCGGUAACAUUGGGCAAUUUAUCAACUAUGAGGUAUUGCCUGGUUUUUCAACAGAGAGCCAAACUAAAUCCAACCACCAGACUCAAGAGACAGAUCACCAUCUCUACAAGAAUAGCUCUCCCACUGACAGAGCCCAUGUCUAUACAAACACGCUUGAGGUGAUGUUGAAAAACCUGACAACAGACAAAGACCAGUUGCAGACCAACUACGAUUCUUUGGUAUCAGACAGAGAUCACCUUCUCGGCAGCAAAAUGGUUUUGACUGACGAAAGAGAUGAGUUGAGGGCCAAUUUCCAGAGUGUGAAGCAGGAGCAUGAUAAGUUGCAGACCAAUUACAGUCUCCUAAAUAGAGAGAAUGCUGUGUUACAUACCCUAAAUAGUGCUCUGAGGACAGACAAAGACCAGUUAUGGGCUAGUUAUAGAUCCCUCGUUCAGCAGAAAGACCAGUUACAAACCAGCUACAAUUCCCUUGUUAAAGAGCAGGAAGGUUUUCGAACUACUGUGGCUGCUGAAAGGGCUGAGUUGAAGUCCCACCUCAACAAACUAGAAAAGGAGAAAGACCAGUUACAGACCACUUAUGAGUCUCUUGUUAAAGAGAAAGAUGAGUUACAGACCGGUUACAACUUCCUCAUGACAGAGAGAGAGCUUCUGCUCACUUAUAAAACAAAUGUGACUGCAGAAAGAGAUGACUUCAAAUCCCGCUUUGAAAAUUUAAAAAAUGAGAAAGACCAGUUGCAACGCAGUCAGUCUUCACUGAGGAAGGACAAAGACCUGUUACAGGUCAGUUAUGACUCUCUGGUUCAAGAGAAAGAUCACCUUCAGGCGAGUAAAACCACCUUGUCCGCUGAAAGAGAUCUGCUGGGGUCUCGCUUGGACAGUCUGAAAAAUGAGAAAGAUCAGUUACAACGCAAUUACUCUUCAGUGAGAAGCCAGAAAGACCAGUUACGGGCCGGUUAUGAAUCCCUCCUAAAAGAAAAGGAGCUGUUACAAACCAGCUACAAUUCACUCGGUAAAGAGAAACAGAUCCUACUGACAAAUAAAACCACAUUGGCAACUGAAAGAGAUCAGUGCAUGUCCCGCUUUAAUGAUCUGAAAAGCGAGAAAGAUCAGCUACUACGCAGUUUCUCCUCAUUGGGAAGCGAGAAAGAUCAGUUACAGAACCGUUACGCAUCCCUGGCUCACGAGAAACAGAUACUAAUGACCAAUAAGACCAGAGUGGCUGCUGAGAGAGAUGUGGUAAAGUCCCUCUACAACGAUAUUAAAAAUGACAGAGACCAUUUACAGAGAAAUUAUACUUUGCUGGAGGCUGACAGGGACCUACUGGAAAGAAAUUACACAGUGCUGAGGAUAAGUAGUAGGAUGUGUCAGAUCACGAACAGUCUGCUGCAAAGACAAAAAACUCACGGUGACUGCAAGACUGUACGUGUUGAAAACGAGCAGCUCCGCAUAAAUCAAAGCAGCCUGGAGACACAAAAGUACGCGCUUCAGAAGACAGUGGACAAGAUGACCACCAAGAUGAGCACCAUGCUCUGUGGGGUCGGUUGGAAGAAGUUUGCCAGCAGCUGUUACUUUUUGUCAACCUUGAGUAAGAGCUGGGCUGAAGGCAGACAGGACUGCAUCAACAGAGGAGGCGAUUUGGUUGUCAUCAACAACAGAGAGGAACAGGUAUUCCUUAAUGGUUUAUUGGGGCAUGGCCUGCACGCAUGGAUUGGUCUGAGUGAUCAUAUCAAGGAGGGAACGUGGAUUUGGGUGGAUGGGACCCACCUCACUAUAGCAUUCUGGCAGAAUGGGCAGCCUAACAACUUCCGGAACCAGGACUGUGGUGAAUUCCAGGGCAAAUCAUUUCUAUCAUUUGGAGUCUGGAACGAUGACAACUGUUCCCUUAAUCAACGAUGGAUUUGUGAGAACUGAUGACGAUACUUAGCCUUAACCUGUUAGACUUAAUGGAUACCUGAUGACACUGCACAUCUUUUAUGUUGAAUUGCUUCAGACACACUUUCUUAGCUCGUUUGAUUAUUUCAGUCCUAUUUUAAUGAUUUCUAUGUGAAAAUGAAAAGCUGUAUUUGUUUGGGCACUCUCGUCAAAGGCUUCACAGACUCAUAUUCUAUUUACCAUUCAUGUAAAUAAAUAUAUACAAGGACUGGUUAAAUUUUGAACAGCA
Molecule: messenger RNA, 2441 nt
Organism: Syngnathus acus (greater pipefish)
Lineage: Eukaryota; Metazoa; Chordata; Actinopteri; Syngnathiformes; Syngnathidae
Product: C-type lectin domain family 4 member F-like
Exons: 7
Coding region: 134-2191 (685 amino acids)
Source: RefSeq, a predicted model, not a curated record